UAGUUCGUUUUCGUCUUUCUCCUACCUUAUAUGUUGGUUAUAGUAGCAAAUAUCCCUAUAUAUAAUCUUUACUCUUGUGCUGUUCAUUUUACUCCAAGCAUUACACGAAUUAUUUCUCUGUCUCCUCUCGUCUAUAGUCUAAAACUAUUUCUUUAUUGAUCUCUCAUCACUUUUUGAAAAGUUUAAUUUUUUUUCAUUCAAUAGCCUUUCUCCUACACAAAAGAGGAAGCUUUCUUUAUCUUAACGUAUAACAAACCCUUAUUUAACUUUCUAUUACAUUCAUAUUAUGCAUCUAACCAUGUUUUCCCUUUCGUCUAUGCAAUCUAACAAUAUUCAAACUCAAUCAUCUUCAUCCCUACUUAUCAACCACCACCACCAACAUAAUGGUUUUCAUCAUUUGACUCAUGUUUCAAUUCGACCGUCACCUCGAAUUCACCACCGCCUACUCUUCUCUCCCCGUGCCCAAAUUGUCAACUUAACUACCACCAGCAACAAUAACUAUGUCUCAAUUCCAAGUCUGGAUGAUAAUCUUAGCAAACUUCACAAAUCUUCAAGAUCAUCGAGUCUCUCGAAUAUCGAAGAAAGUACAUCAUCACAUCCCCUCUCAAGUUCCAACAAGCUCAAAAUAGCUAUUAUAGGGUUUGGCAACUUUGGACAAUUCAUUGCCAAGGCCUUCAUUAAACAAGGCCAUAUUGUACUAGCACAUUCUCGUACUGAUUAUUCUCUCAUGGCACAAUCCCUUAAUGUCAACUUCUUCAAAGAUCCCAAUGAUAUAUGUGAGCAACAUCCCGACAUCAUCUUACUAUGCACAUCCAUUAAUUCCCUCGAACGUGUCAUUUGUUCUCUUCCCAUCCAAAAGCUUAAGCGUAACACACUUUUCGUAGACGUACUAUCAGUCAAAGAAUUUCCAAAAAAUAUUUUCCUUCAAUCACUACCUCAAGAAUUUGACAUUUUGUGUACUCAUCCUAUGUUCGGUCCAACAAGUGGUAAAGACAAUUGGAAGGGACUACCAUUUAUGUUUGACAAAGUUAGAAUUGGCCAAAAAGAGUCAAGGAUUAAUAGGGUCAACAAUUUCAUUAACAUUUUUGAGAAAGAAGGUUGUAGGAUGGUAGAAAUGAGUUGUUGUGAACAUGACAAAUAUGCUGCUGGCUCACAAUUUAUUACACAUACCAUAGGUAGAUUAUUACAAAAACUCGGACCAGAGACAACUCCUAUAAACACAAAAGGUUAUGAAAAAUUGUUGAAUUUGAUGGAGAAUACAACUGCUGAUAGCUUUGAUUUGUAUUGUGGUUUGUUUAUGUACAACAAUAAUUCUAUGGAGGUCUUAGAGAAAUUGGAUGCUGCAUUGGAUAGUUUGAAAAGGGAAUUAUUUGGAAAAGUUCUUGAGAAGUUAGAGAAGAAGGUGGAAAAGGAAAGUAGGCUUGCUUUACCUACUCCCUUGGCUAAGAAUAUUGAAAAGUUGCAAGUUGAGAGGAAGGAGGAGGCUCUUUCUUGAUCCUAAGUGAAAUUCAAGUUGGUCAUUUUUUAAUAUGUUUAACAACCCAGUGGUUGAUUUGUUUAAUAAGAGGUUCAUAUUAUUAAAAAUUCUUACGUUAAAUUACUUGUCAAUUUGUUAAAUUACUUGUCAAUUUACAAAAUCAAUUUUUCCUUA
This is a messenger RNA of Capsicum annuum, 1651 nucleotides long. Its product is annotated as arogenate dehydrogenase 2, chloroplastic. The coding region runs from base 287 to 1495 and encodes 402 amino acids. Gene Ontology annotation, molecular function: prephenate dehydrogenase (NAD+) activity; arogenate dehydrogenase (NADP+) activity; prephenate dehydrogenase (NADP+) activity. Gene Ontology annotation, biological process: L-tyrosine biosynthetic process. The record is from RefSeq and is a predicted model, not a curated record. The transcript has a single exon. NCBI's taxonomy places the organism in Eukaryota, Viridiplantae, Streptophyta, Magnoliopsida, Solanales, Solanaceae.